GCAUAAACAAAAUUGAAGUUGAUUGGAGUAAAGCCACUAAAUUUGUAAUUUAUAGCAUUCAAAUCUCAACUACUUGCGAUCACUAGCCAGUAUUGAACCAAACUUUCCUUCAAGACACUAAAAAUCUUAUUUUGGUUUGGUCAGUUUCAGUCCAUUCCAGACCGAACCGACCGAUUCACAUAGGGUAUUUAUACUAGUGCCAAGUGAUUCAUCCAUCAACAAGACAUCUGAGGAAUAAUGGAUAUUCUUUUCUCAGUCUUAGUGACAGCUGCAAUAUACUUAAUUGCAACUAAUCUGAUUUUCUAUGGCCUUGCAGUAGAAUCACCUAAGUACACAUUACUGCACUCUGAUUCAGACUAUGAGAUCAGACUCUACAGAGAAGUUUCCUGGAUUUCAGCUCUUGUUCAAGGAACAACUUCUUUUCACAAAUCUACCACAGAUGGCUUUCACAGGAUUCACCAAUACAUUCAUGGAGCAAAUCUGAACUCUGUUCAGCUUCCAAUGACUGCUCCUGUCUUAACUAACAUCAGACCAUCAUCAACAAUGACUGUAUAUUAUAUAAAGUUGUUCUUAACUAAAGGUAACCCUCCGCAGCCCAGCGCCGAACUUAAUUUACAGUUAGAGAGAGGGCGAGCUCAGUGUUUAGCGGUCAGAAAGUUUUCAGGGUUCGCGGAGGAUGAUAACAUUAAGAAAGAAAUGGAGGGUCUAGUUGCCAGUCUAACUAAACACUCACCUGGAAACACAACACUUAAAGAUGGCAUCACUUCCUAUACAAUUGCUCAGUAUAAUUCUUCACAUCACAUAUCGGGGCGAUAUAAUGAAGUAUGGAUUGAUGUUUCGGGUUUUAAUAUAGAAGGAUGUUUACCUAAAGGAUAUGAUAACUAGUCAGUUUAGGACUGGCAGAUGCUGCCCUAAAAUGAUCAAUAAUCACAAUGGUCUGUUCUAAAACUUUCACAAAUGUAUGCUUGCACAAAAUAAUAAAACUUCUUUGAUAUUUGAUA
Molecule: messenger RNA, 1001 nt
Organism: Mercurialis annua (annual mercury)
Lineage: Eukaryota; Viridiplantae; Streptophyta; Magnoliopsida; Malpighiales; Euphorbiaceae
Exons: 2
Coding region: 238-885 (215 amino acids)
Source: RefSeq, a predicted model, not a curated record